AUGAAGUUUAAAGCACUGAAACAGGUCCUCAAACAGUGGAAUGUUGCGGUGUUUGGUAAGAUUGAAUCAAAAUUGAAAAGUGUAGAAGAUGAGGCUCAUGCUCUUGAUUUGUUAGCUGAGGAUAGACCACUACUUGAUACAAAACUGUAUAGAAGAAAGGAAGUGCGGGGUGAAGUGUGGAGGUUACGUAAAAUGUUGGAGUGGAUUUGGCUACAAAAAUCUCGAAUGAAUUGGGCAUCUAAAGGGGAUAAAAAUACAAGGUUCUUCCAUAUUAUGGCAUGUAGCAGAAAUAGUAGAAACUCUUUGUGUUCAAUUGCUGUAAAUGGUUCAAUGCUAGAGGAGCCUUUGGCAAUUAGGGAGGCCGUUAAGAUUUAUUUUAUGAAGCUUUUUUCAGAAAAUUGGAAGGUCCGUCCCAAAUUGGCUGGCCCUUUCAAGAACAUAGGGGGUGCUCAAGUUGUGGCACAAUUGGAGGCAGAGUUUACAGAGCAGGAGAUUAAAAAUGUUAUCAAGUGUUGUGAUGGUAAUAAGGCACCUGGCCCUGAUGGGUUUAAUUUGUCAUUUUUCAAAAAGUGUUGGAAAAUUGUGAGGGUUGAUGUGCUAAAAUUUAUGAGCAAUUUUCAUCAGAAUGCAAAGCUCGUUUGUGGGCUAAAUAGCUCGUUUAUAGCUCUGAUCCCCAAAGUUUUAAGCCCUUCUUGUUUGAAUGAUUAUAGGCCUAUUAGCUUGAUUGGCUCCUUGUAUAAAAUUGUUGCUAAAGUGCUAGCGAACAGAAUGAAGCAGGUAAUGCCCAAGAUUAUUGGCGAAGCUCAGUCAGCUUUUUUGGGGGGAAGAAAUAUAUUAGAUGGUCUUAGAAUUAAUUAUCACAAGAGUGUUAUCUGUGGGAUUGGGGUAGAUGAGGGUUCGAUGCAGGAGUUUGCUUCUUCCUUAAAUUGUUGCCACCAUAAAUUGCCUCUAAAAUACUUGGGGCUUCCUUUGGGGGCUAAUCCCAGCAGGAGGAGUACUUGGAAACCUGUUCUUGAUAAGUUCAAACAAAAAUUGUCCACAUGGAAGAGAAGGUUGUUAUCUUUUGCUGGGCGCUUAACUCUUAUUAAAUCGGUUAUGUCUAAUCUGCCCAUCUAUUACCUCUCACUGUUUAGAAUCCCUGCUGGAGUGGCAAAGGAAAUUAAGAGAAUACAAUCUGUAUUUCUUUGGGGUGGAUCCGAUCUUAGAAGGAAAAUACAUAUGGUCCGGUGGGAGGUGGUUUCUAAAAAUAAGAAAUUAGGUGGGUUAGGGUUGAGGAGGAUAAAAAGUUUCAAUCAAUGUCUCUUGCUGAAAUGGUGGUGGAGAUUUGGUGUAGAGAAUAAAUCCCUUUGGAAGGAAGUGAUCUGCUCCAAGUAUGUGUCAUUGGAUGGAAGAUGGACACCACAGUUAAUAGGCAGAGAAUCCAAGAUCUGGUCGGAUAUUAUUCAAGCUGUACUGUCCAAUCCAGAGCUGCACCACUUUUAUAUUUCUAAUGCUCAGAUUGUUCUGGGGGAUGGGAGGAGAGUUCGAUUUUGGAGAGACAAAUCUGAUGAGCUCAUAUGGGGUGCAGACCCAUCUAAUACUUUCUCUGUUUCCUCAGUAUAUCUUUGGAGUGAAUCACAUCUGGGACCUAUAUUACCAGUGACUGCUUCAAUUUGGAAUAAUUUCGCUCCUCCAAAAGUUCAAUGUUUUGGAUGGAUGGCUUGGCUGGGUAAGAUUAAAACUUCGAGUUUCCUUCAUAGAAUUGGUAUUCUAACAGGGAAUGUAAAUCUGGAUUGUGUCUUCUGUCACAAUGAGAUUGAAACUGUGGAACAUAUUCUAUUGUACUGUCCUUUCGUUUGGUUGCUUUGGUCCAACAUUGUCCGAUGGUGGGGUAUGCAAUGGGUGCUACCAGGUUCAGUGAAUGGACUGUUGAAUUGGUGGGAUGGUUGUAGAUUGAAGAAGUUGGAAAAGAAAAUUUGGAAGGUUCUUCCUCUGGCUGUCUUGUGGUCUACAUGGAAGCAUCGAAAUGAUUGCAUCUUUAAUGGCUCUCAACCAAACUUGGAAGACCUGUGUGAAAUAGUGAAGGUUCGUGUAGCUAUGUGGCUCAAAGCCUCACUAACCCAGGUGGAGCUUUCUAUUAAUGACUUGGUCUUUAACCUGCCACAGGCUGCAGAGUUAGCUCUAAAUAAAUCUGGGUUGAACAGAAGUGUCCUACAGUCUAACAUUGCAGAUGGGUAUGUAGCAGAUUGGUAUGUAUGCAGAUUGGUUGCAGAGUGGUAUGUAUCAGCUAGGUUCUGGUCUGUGAAGGCAGUGCAGAGGCCUUCUGAGUGUCAUAUGCUCUCUGUUAGCAAAGGAGUUUUGUGGGCUUGGUUGUAUGGUGGUCCUGUGUUAGCAUAG
Molecule: messenger RNA, 2376 nt
Organism: Camellia sinensis
Lineage: Eukaryota; Viridiplantae; Streptophyta; Magnoliopsida; Ericales; Theaceae
Source: RefSeq, a predicted model, not a curated record